UCAUUGAAGUUUUGAGUUAUUACUUGAUUGGUGGGUGUAUGUAUUAAUUGAAUAACUUACAUCUUUAUUUUAAACAUUACAUUAUUUACACAAAACACUACCAAUACUUUUUAAAUUUUAUUUUAACCAUAAACUACGUAAAAGUGAACAACGAAAUAAUGUUGGUGUUAGUGUUAGGAGAUUUGCAUAUACCUCAUCGCUGUAGUUCUCUACCACCGAAGUUCAAAAAGCUAUUACUGCCGGGUCGUAUACAACAUAUAUUGUGCACGGGAAACCUAUGUACCAAAGAAUCUUACGAUUACUUGAAGACUCUUGCCAGUGAUGUACACGUUGUUAGGGGAGAUUUUGAUGAGAACUCAACAUAUCCCGAGCAAAAGGUGAUUACCGUUGGCCAGUUUCGUAUUGGCCUUAUCCAUGGACACCAGGUUGUCCCUUGGGGUGACGAAGAGUCACUUGCGCUAGUACAGAGGCAGCUUGAUGUAGAUAUCUUGAUAUCAGGUCACACACAUCGUUUUGAAGCGUACGAACAUGAGAACAAAUUCUAUAUCAACCCUGGCUCAGCAACAGGAGCAUAUAGCCCGCUAUUUAGGAAUGCCAUCCCCUCAUUCGUACUUAUGGACAUUCAAAGUUCCACGGUGGUGACAUAUGUGUACAAACUGCUCGGUGAUGAGGUCAAAGUUGAGAGAAUCGAGUACAAGAAGGCAUAGAACAUUACAUGAAUAGUUCUUAAACAGUAUGGGUUUAUCGUAAAAAAUUUGAUUAUCAUGUGCUGGUGAAGUCGGUGAUUAUACCUUUUAUAUGAAAUGGUUUACUAUCUACGGGGAUAGUGAAUGUAUCUCAUUUUAUUAAAAUAGUUAUUUGGAUCAAUCUGUGUUAUUUAAACAUUAAGUUUACAAGCAAAUAAAUAUAUUGAACGUCA
Molecule: messenger RNA, 919 nt
Organism: Danaus plexippus (monarch butterfly)
Lineage: Eukaryota; Metazoa; Arthropoda; Insecta; Lepidoptera; Nymphalidae
Gene: Vps29
Product: vacuolar protein sorting-associated protein 29
Exons: 4
Coding region: 159-707 (182 amino acids)
Biological process (GO): retrograde transport, endosome to Golgi; intracellular protein transport
Cellular component (GO): endosome; retromer complex
Source: RefSeq, a predicted model, not a curated record